AUGGGCCUUACGUGCGUUCUCGUUUCAGGAAUCAGACCUUCAAGGAGCAUUUUUUCGAGUUUAGUUGUAGAGACUUCGAAUAAGCAGCUCCAAAUGAAUGCCAUGAUGUAGGAAAGCACAACGAUGGGUAUAGCUCGGUAGACGUACGAUUGCCAAAUGGAAACGUAGUGAGUCGGUCGAUCAUCGAGGUUGAACACAUACUGAAUGAUAAAGAAGUGAACAAUGUAAGCGCAAUAGGACAGCCGACCGAGGGGUUGCCAUAAUGGAUGAUCCAUGAAUCUCGCGAUUGGACCUCCAAUUAUCAGCACCCAUGAUGUAUUCAUGCGGUCCAUAUACUGUUAGUAAGGCGACAACUGUAGCAAUCAUCCAUGCAGCAGUCACCAGCACCCAAGAAAUUUUCGGUUUCCUGCCUUUGAGCUUGGCUAGAAGGUAGCCGACACCUAUUCCAAUGAGAUAAGGAGGGCAGCGAGUCCAUGGUUUUUGGUAGAAUAUGUCAAAAAACUCGGCAACUCUCGGUAGUGCGAAUGCUCCCACAAUCAAGGCUGGGAGAUCGUGCUGAUAGGUAAUGACGUAGGUGUAUGCUACGCUUCCAGAGCAGCACAGCACUAGCACCAAGAUUCGUUUCGCAUUCCAAAGAAGUUAUUAAUGUACAGCAUAUUUUGCCACCAGUAUUUCUGACAAGCCUGAGCGGCGUUAGCGUCGAGGCUGUUGCGUGGCUUAGCCGCCAUCCACGGUCCUUUCAGAAAUGGAGACAUUACAGUGUAAAAUCCGAUGAACAUCAUUAUAGGAGGUGUAAGCCUCAAAUAGCGAUGAACAUAGAACAUAAUCCAAGUGAGUGGAUUUUUCACAACUUUUGAAGGAGGCCUGACUUUGAAGAACAAGUAAGCCACGAGAAUGCCAGAAAGUAGAAAAAAUGUAUCGACGGAUAAGAACGCAUUGGUGAAGGUAGUAGCAAGAAGUGGAUUCCACAGAGAAAGCACCGGCAGUAAAGCGUCGCUAGAGACAUAUGGUAAUAGACUAUGCCCUGCAGCAACCCAUGUCAUUGAGAUAAACCGAAUCGAAGCCAACGAACGAAUAGUCCCUUCUUUUGGUUCACGUGUAUCCAGAAGGGAAUUUGCAUUGGCGUAAAAAGAAAAUGUCAAAAGGAGGCGAAUCGCUGUUGUUUUUCUGAUAUUCUCAGAUUGAUAGUGUGCAUCCAAAAAGUAGUCAAUGAUGCUCGCGAGAAUAGCCCACGACACGAAGAACGCCAUGAAAAUCAUAAAAAUCCAGAAAGCUGUCGUCGGUUGAACAUUUGUUGGGACACAACUGGCAGAACGAAAUUUUAUUGGUAGUGUCUCCUCGUUUAUGAUAGUUUUUAGGAGCAAAGGAAUGUCCUCUUCAUUGCAACUCUUUGGCAUGCAGACCGCUACGCUCACUCCCAACUGCCCAAGAAGCUUGUUAGUAAGAUUUUUAACGGUGAUACCAGCGUAACAGUAAUGAGGCUCAUACGGUGCAAUCAAAUCCCUGCAUUCGGCAUAGGAGCCUGAGCUGAUUGUUGUGAUCUCCAUAAUGCCGGCUGGGAGCUUACCGAACGAAUCCAGCUGUUUCACUGCAAACAUAUUAUCAUCGAGAAUCUUUUUCUGUUCAUCGUUGCAUCCUUUUUGUUCAACACAAGACUUCACUGUUGUGGCAAUUCUCGCAAUGCUGGCACCAAAAAUGGCCAUGUCCGCCACACAGUGUGGUGUCACAUUGGAUAACGACAGUAGGUUGAAGUCGUUGAAUUCGGACAGAUACUGUAAUCGUAGAUAUUCUUAUGAUUACUUUAUUACAUAG
Molecule: messenger RNA, 1812 nt
Organism: Haemonchus placei
Lineage: Eukaryota; Metazoa; Nematoda; Chromadorea; Rhabditida; Trichostrongylidae
Source: the annotation of a GenBank genome assembly